AGUUUGUAAAACAAAAACAAGGAAAUUAGAGAAAAAAGUUACAGAUCAUAGAGUAAGCUAGAAUGGGAGUGGUAAAUGUUUUGUGCAUGAAUGCAGGCGAUGACCAAUCUAGCUAUGCUAACAACUCAACCCUUCAGAAAACGGUGAUACUAAAAUCAUGUAUAUUCUUGGAAGAAACUGUCAAGAACUCUGGAACUAGCGGCUUUCCUGAAUGCUUUAGGAUAGUUGAUUUAGGUUGCUCUUCAGGGACAAACACCCUCUGGGUUGUUACCAAUAUAGUUAACACUGUUCAUAGAUUAUGCCAGAAGAAAAAUCUGAGAACACCUGAAAUUCAAGUUUAUUUAAAUGAUCUUCCAGAUAAUGAUUUCAACACAACCUUCAAAAUGGCACCACAAUUCUAUUCAAAUCUUGAUAGUGGGGAGGGUGACAAAUCAGGAAAAUGCUUUCUUUCAGGAGUUCCGGGGUCUUUCUAUACAAGACUCUUUCCUAGCAAAAGCAUUCACUUUGUUCAUUCUUCGUUUAGUCUUCACUGGCUCUCCCAGGUCCCAGAGAAUCUAGAGAAUAAUAAGGGAAACAUCUACAUGUCAAAAGCUAGUCCUCCUGGUGUUUAUGAAGCUUAUUUUAAUCAAUACAGAGCAGACUUCUCAACAUUUUUGCGGUUGAGAUCUGAGGAAGUCAUUCCUAAUGGCCAGAUGGUCUUAACAUUCGCAGGCAGGGGCAUUGCAGAUCCCACCAGCAAAGAUUGCUGUUGUAAAUGGGAAUUACUAGCAAAAUCACUUGAAGACAUGUCGGAUGAGGGGUUACUUGAUAAUGAUUACAUUAAUUCAUUCAAUCUACCUCUUUAUACCCCGUGCAUUGAUGAAGUGAAGGACAUAGUUCAACACGAGGGAUCCUUCACCGUCGAUCGCCUGGAAACCCAUGAAGUUAACUGGGACACUAGUGAUGAUAAAGCCAAAUCUGUUUAUGAUAUAAACAACAGCGGAAAGAUUGUGGCCAAGGCAGUUAGAGCUAUAGUUGAACCUAUGCUUGCUACUCACUUUCAGACUGGAAAUUCUUUUAUGGACAAGCUUUUCGAGAGGUAUGCAUUACAUGUGGCUGAUCAUCUCUCAAGAGAGAAAAUCAAAGGCUUUUAUAUAUUAAUUUCCUUGACAAGGAAAAAUGUUUAUGUAUAAAGAGGCCAAGGGAUCAAAUCGUUCCAUGGAUAUGUACUAGCUAUGUUAUUCUCGCCUAGCUUGUUUGCAUGGAAUCUCUAUGUGAUGUUACAUUGCAUUUGACAUUUCUAUGCAUUAACAAAUUAAGUGUUAAUGUUUACACCAUAUGAUUAUAAUGAAUAAGCUUCUUAUAUAGCCAA
This is a messenger RNA of Daucus carota subsp. sativus, 1351 nucleotides long. Its product is annotated as benzoate carboxyl methyltransferase-like. NCBI's taxonomy places the organism in Eukaryota, Viridiplantae, Streptophyta, Magnoliopsida, Apiales, Apiaceae. The transcript has 4 exons. The record is from RefSeq and is a predicted model, not a curated record. Bases 63 to 1172 code for a protein of 369 amino acids. Gene Ontology annotation, molecular function: S-adenosylmethionine-dependent methyltransferase activity. Gene Ontology annotation, biological process: methylation.